AUGCUCAAUGAAAUUUUAGCUAUAGAGAAGGACCUGUGGUCUGGGGUUUGUGGAGACAUUUUCUCUUUCACCGCCUCUUCGCCCUCCUUUUUCUUACCCGGCGUUCUGCUCCUACUCGACCUGCUUCCUCUCCCAUUGCCUAUCAAGACUCUGCGAACCCUGUCGGUAUGCGAUCGGAAGGCUAUGACAGCCUCACGAGACUGGUGGUGUCGUCACUUGUCAUGUCUUUCUGUCGAAGUAUGCGGUCUUGUUGAAUUGCUGAGUCCCAGCCCUCCAGGUGGACCACUGCACAGUGCCCUUCGGCGCUUUGUUGAUCGUGUGACCAAUCUUGGCUCUACCAACAUUGCACUGAUGCUCGCAAACUCCGCUCUUGAUACCUGCCUCGAGGUCUGCGCCGGAAACACUUCGAAGAGUCCUGUGGCCUCCUCGCCUUCGAGGGACUUGAGUGGGGAACAACAGCAGACUGGAGCGAAAGAUGAUUCCACUUGCAAAGAUCAGACAGGUGAUGGAGCGAGCACAACCGAACUGAGUUUGCCACCGAACAUUCAGACACUAACGGUAGGAAGCACCUUGGUUCUGGGUGCACAAACGUCUCUCUGUCUACAGGGGCAACCUUCAACCUCCGCAUGUGCCACAACGAACGAGGAUCAGUUCACGAAGAUCCAAUUUUGUACUGUUGGAGACCCAUCGGAGAUAAUGCACUCGUUGUCACUACUUUGCUUUAUCCUUCAACAUCCAGUUUGCAAACAGGCCUUCCUUGACAUUCUUUACAAGGACUCACUGCAAGCUGGUGGUCGAGUCAACAGCGAACAGACACCAACAAGAGGUCAGCGUCUUCUUGUGGUUUUUACGAGCAUCCUGGAGGCCUACACAGACAGUCGAUCGCACGUGGAAGUUCAGACUAAGUUGAUUGACUGCAUUGAUUGUCUGCUGGACCCGAGUAUAGGCAUGGAAGAGCCUGAUUCAACUCACAGACAAAGCCACUCUACAUUUGACUUCGCUAAUCAUCUGCCUCCGAUAGGGUGGUUAAUGGACAUUGUGGCCGGCAUUUUGGCUCACUUAGAUCAUCCAGAACGGGAUUUGGUUUCCGUUCCUCCGGUGCUGCGCGUUCUCUACCGCCUCUCUAUGAGCGACUUUGGCUUCUCUAUUGUCCAGAGGCAGUUAAGCAUCAAGAAGUACGAACGUGUAUUCGCCAAUGUCCUCCAACGAGUUAACGACUCCUUUAGUGCAGAAAACCCUGACUGCAGGGCAACCCUCAGUUUCUUUCUGCUUCUCGUGAGCGCCCUUUUGGGGGAUCCAAUUUUUGCGGAAGAGGCCAAUCUGGCAAUCGGCGAGGAGACUUUGAUUUCCCCUUCUCCCACAACUAGUGGUUAUCUAAGUGAGCGAGAACUGCGUCUAUCCACACUGCGACUGAAGCAACUUCUCUGUUGGACUGAGAAAUGUGGCGAAAAGAGGACCGGCAACCCUAUUGAGGAUUUGACCUCGUGCCUUGAUAUUCUGGCAAAUGAACAAUCCUCCUUGCGACCCCUUCGUGAGGGCAUGAAGAGUCUGCUACAUCUUCUCGCAGGGGUUGAGGACAUCUGUGAUCAGACUCAUGACGACUUCGACUCGCAGCCGAUUCCGCCUCCCAGCCUUCCUGAACCAGUAGGCUUCACCAAACUCUUUGCCCUCUCAGCAUGCAGCGAAACGUGUAGUGUCAACCAGUCCGACGAUUUGGCAACUUCUCGCUCGGCCCUCAAGAGUAUGCUUCUUUUGCCCUCCUUGAAGUUUGAAAAAAAGCACCAUCUUGGGUUAAAAACACUCAAUCUGAGUGAGUACGCCGCAGAGAUUUGCCCCGGAAUCGAUUUGAAGCUGGAGCUGGCGACGUCAGCAGCGUUUGGCCCUCGAAAGCGCCACAACUAUGAUAUCGAAGCGACCAUCCAACACCAGAGACGGCGGAGGGGGCAGGCCUCAGCCAUCAUUCAGACCGGAAGGUCUGCCAAGAAAUAUGUUGCCCCAAUGCGUGGUCGGGGAUUUACUAUUCGACAGACUGCACCUUCCGCAGGUAGCGGGUCCAGCUUGUUGGGACCGGGUCUGCUGGGUGUCGGUGCUGGAGCUGGUAGUGCCGGCGGGCGGGCAGACAUUUUUCGCUCGAGGCCGCAAAACACCAGUCGACCUCCAAGCCUCCACGUGGAUGACUUCAACAAGCUGGAGAAAGGCGAAGCUGAAAGCCAUGAGCCGUCUUAUGGACGGGAUGGAGGAAUUCGUACUCUCCGUGAUGGCUCAGCAGCAGCAGCCAGAGGGGGUCGUGGGGGCGCUAUAGCCGGCACCGGUAGCGGAGGCAGAGUCCUCUCCAGCCUGCCGUUCGUCGGCGCAACUCCAACUAGCAGCAUACUGCCGACGCCGGUCGGUGCGUCGCCUGCCAACCUGCUUCAGUCGUGGGCCGCCGGCGCCCGGUCACUCCUUAAAGUCCUGUAUAAUCCAUUCGCCUACUGUGGGUUUCGCAUCAUAGGCUCGCUGCUCAUCCACUUUGCCUUCUCCACCCCCCCAUAG
Messenger RNA from Mesocestoides corti, 2532 nucleotides. Lineage: Eukaryota; Metazoa; Platyhelminthes; Cestoda; Cyclophyllidea; Mesocestoididae. The record is from the annotation of a GenBank genome assembly.